CCUGCUCUCUCUGGCCCCCUACACUUUCCUUUCUGAUCCUACUUUCUCUCUCUCCUGGACAGGAAUUACUCUCACUUUCACCACCCGAUGUAUGGGAACUGCUACACUUUCAAUGGCAAGAACAACUCUAACCUCUGGAUGUCUUCCAUGCCCGGGAUCAAAAAUGGCCUGUCCCUGACGCUGCGCACAGAGCAGAAUGACUUCAUCCCGCUGCUGUCCACGGUGACUGGGGCCAGGGUAAUGGUGCACGGGCAGGACGAGCCUGCCUUCAUGGAUGACGGCGGCUUUAACUUGCGGCCUGGCGUGGAGACCUCCAUCAGCAUGAGGAAGGAAGCCCUGGACAGACUUGGGGGCAACUAUGGUGACUGUACCAAGAAUGGCAGCGAUGUCCCUGUGGAGAACCUUUAUCUUUCCAAGUACACACAGCAGGUGUGUAUCCGCUCCUGCUUCCAGGAGAACAUGAUCAAGGAGUGUGGCUGUGCCUACAUCUUCUAUCCACUGCCCAAGAAUGCAGAGUUCUGUGACUACAGGAAGCAUAAUUCCUGGGGUUACUGUUACUAUAAGCUUCAGGAUGCCUUUUCCUCGGACCGCCUGGGCUGUUUCACCAAGUGCCGGAAGCCAUGCAGUGUGACCAGCUAUGAGCUCUCUGCCGUUUAUUCACGAUGGCCCUCAGUGACAUCCCAGGACUGGAUCUUCCAGAUGCUAUCCCGACAGAACAAUUAUACCAUCAACAACAAAAGAAAUGGGGUUGCCAAACUCAACAUCUUCUUCAAGGAGCUGAAAUACAAAACCAAUUCUGAGUCUCCCUCUGUCACGACGGUCACCCUCCUGUCCAACCUGGGCAGCCAAUGGAGCCUGUGGUUCGGCUCCUCGGUGCUGUCUGUGGUGGAGAUGGCCGAGCUCAUCUUUGACCUCCUGGUCAUCACAUUCCUCAUGCUGCUCCGGAGGUUCCGAAGCCGAUACUGGUCUCCGGGCCGAGGGGGCAGGGGUGCCCAGGAGGUGGCCUCCACUCCAGCUUCCUCCCUCCCCUCCCAUUACUGCCCCCGCUCCACAUCCCCCUCCCCCCCCCCACCAGGCCCUGCCACUUUCCCAGCCUUGACAGCCCCUCCACCUGCCUAUGCCACUCUGGGCCCCUGCCCUUCUCCGUCCAGCUUGGUGCGGACUGACUACUCUGCCUAUACUCUGGAGGAGCCCUGAGAGGGAAAGAGCAUGUCCCCCCUCCACCCAAGGCAGGCGCUUCCCCUGGUGGGAGGGGACCAGGCUUGGCAGGAUGAGAGAAAGUUUGGGGACUUCCUCUCAGAACUGCCCAACUGCCUUUGGUGUGGGGGAGGGAAGCAGGAUGGACAAGGGGCUACAGAAAUGGCCCAGUGAACAGGGGCCAAGGAACCUGCCUGGCAUUGCCCUGUCUUCCGCCCUGUCCCCUCUGGUCCUGCCUCUAGAAGAUGCUGAUUUCCCAACCCGAGCGCAAACAAGUCCACUUUUCCCUUGGAUCAGCCAGGCCAAACUUGGAGCUUCGACAAGGAACCUUCCUAGGAAACCACUGGUGACCGGAAACAAAAACAAGGGCACACAAAGGCAUGCACACUUCCUACCCAGAGAUGACUGAAGCCAACCCCGGGCCUGGCCACGCUACUUUCCAGUGACACGUUUGCUCCUCUUCUUGAACUUGAGUGGGGAACCCCACCCAAAAGCCCCCUUUGUUAGUUCUUGGGCAAUUCUCCUUCCCAGGGCAGGGGCUGGAGCAGACCGAUGUAGUAAAGGCUUGGCCAUUCCUAGUUGGCCCCAGGACUCUUCCAGCCUCAUCUACCCUGCGCCCCAACAGAGCCAUACCCCAAUGCCUCUGCGUCCUUCAUACCUUCGCAUAUUGGCCCGAGUUCUUUCCUCAGCCUGGAAGCCUGGAGAAUUCCUGUGCAUCCCUUAGAACCCUAUUCUGGCACCACUACUUCUGUGAAGAGUUCUGCUCCUUCUUGUCUUCCCCAGAAUUGAUCACUUCCCUCUCCCCUGGACUCCCAUAGCACGGCAUAACAUCUGUUGGAGAGUUGAUGUUGGCUUAUGCUUUCUUGUUCCUUUGUGUCUGCCUCCCCAACUAGACUGAGCUCCUUGUGGUCAGGGACGGAAUCUUGUUCAUUUAUGUAUCCUCAGAGUCUAGCCCAGUGUCCCGCUUGGAGCAAGUAGGCAGGUGCUCAAUAAAUGUUUGCUGCAUAAGGAA
Molecule: messenger RNA, 2209 nt
Organism: Leptonychotes weddellii (Weddell seal)
Lineage: Eukaryota; Metazoa; Chordata; Mammalia; Carnivora; Phocidae
Source: RefSeq, a predicted model, not a curated record